Oryzias melastigma (Indian medaka) is the source of this 6305-nucleotide messenger RNA. It is a transcript of the gene nr3c2, whose product is annotated as nuclear receptor subfamily 3, group C, member 2. The record is from RefSeq and is a predicted model, not a curated record. The transcript has 8 exons. The coding region runs from base 1 to 2985 and encodes 994 amino acids. Gene Ontology annotation, molecular function: DNA-binding transcription factor activity; sequence-specific DNA binding; zinc ion binding. NCBI's taxonomy places the organism in Eukaryota, Metazoa, Chordata, Actinopteri, Beloniformes, Adrianichthyidae. Gene Ontology annotation, biological process: regulation of DNA-templated transcription.
AUGGAGGCCAAAAGAUACCAAAGCUUCUUUGAUGGAGACGAUACAGAGAACAAAUGGUCUCAGGUCCCCAGUGAUAUGGAGUACUGCUGCAACACUGAGGAUUCCAGUCUGACGAGCAGUGAAAUCUUGAUGGACAUGGUCAAUGUCAGCUGCUCUGCUGGAAGCCCCACUGCCGACAGCAAAGACAACAACUCUAGCAAACAGGAGCAGCCAACGCUUCAGCUCGGCAGAAACCAGCCAUUUGUCCUCCCACAUUUCAACAACUCCCUGCAUGGUCAUAAGCAGGAAAUGGACUCCAAGGAGCUUUCCAAGACUGUGGCUGAGUCUAUGGGCUUGUACAUGAACGCUGCCAGGGAGGCUGACUAUGCUUUUAGCCAGCAAGGAGGCAACGCAAGUCCUGGGAAGCUUUAUCCAGUUUGUGGACAGCCUCCAGAGGAUAAGCAGUGUGGCUCCACAAAGAGCCCUAAGUUGAAGCCAUUCAAUUUUCAACACCCUAGCACCACUCCUAGAGAAUGCUCCACUGUGGCUCCAGUUAGCUCUGCAUCCAUAUUGGCCUCCUCUCUGUCCUGCAGUCCUAAGACCUCUAGCUCUAUGUCCAGUCCUGGAGGGAGUAACAAUAUGGUGUCAUCUACCACUAGUCCUUCCACAUGUUUUGGACCACAGUGCUCGGCCGUCAGUAGUCCUGUCAGCCAGACCUCAUGUGCUGGAACUCUAGUCAACAUCAAGCGUAGGAAUUCCGUCACAUGUAGCCCUGUAGAGUCCUGCGCGGUUGGCUCACCCCCUCUUACAAGCCCACUAAAUGUCAUGAGGUCCCCCAUGUCCAGCCCGCAGAGCAUGAGCAGUGUGAGGUCCCCUCCAUCCUGCAGCACUACAUGUAACAUUAGGUCAUCUGUGUCGAGCCCCACUGGUGGCAGCUGUACAGGUACCUCCAACAACUGCUGCUCUGUAAGACCCUCAAACUCUAGUCCAACUACAGGGGGCGGCUUGGCUGUCAGUAGCCCACAAAAUCCUUCCUCUGGUGGGUUUUCUGAAUCCAGUCCUGCUGGUGGGCUGGGUUUGGUGCAGAAUGAUAGCAGCAGCCCAGAGGUGCCAGGGCUGACCAGAGACACGGACUUUAAGAACUUUGAGUUCCCUAAAGUUGAGAUGGUAGGUGGGGAAGUGUUCAGCGUCGGCUUAGAUCAGAUGGGCAUGGUUAAGUACAUCAAAAACGAGCCCGAAAGCGACUUCAGGAGCAUGUGUUUAGGCAGCUCCAAAUGUAAUGCAAGUAGCACACCGUAUAUUACACAGAUUAAGAGUGAACCAAACAAAGGGGAAGGAUGUAUGAAUCAACAGUCCUACGAUGAGCAAUCGCCAUCCAUUGAUCUCUUCCCUACGUCUGAUACCACAUAUCUCUCCUUGAGGAAUAACAUCGAUGAAUACAAUCUCUCUGGGAUUUUAGGACCCCCUGUGUCCUCAAUGAAUGGAAGCUACGAGCCUGACAUGUUCUCCAGCAACGUCCUGUCGAAAGGGGUUAAGCAAGAGUCAACUGAUGGCAGCUAUUUCCAAGAGAACAACACCAUGCCCACAUCCGCCAUUGUUGGAGUUAAUUCUACCGGACACUCGUUCCAUUACCAGAUUGGAGCCCAAGGAACGAUGUCAUUCACUCGGCAUGAUGUGAGGGACCAGUCCAACCCUUUGUUGAAUCUAAUUUCACCUGUAACGGCGUUGAUGGAGUCGUGGAAAUCUCGACCAGGCAUGCCACACGGGUCACUUUCAGCCAGAGGUGAAGGAUAUCCAGGUCAAAACUGCAUUGGUGACAACAUGUCGAGCUCAUCACUGAGACAACCUUCCUCAACGGCCAAAGUUUGCCUGGUUUGUGGAGACGAGGCUUCAGGGUGCCACUACGGUGUUGUGACAUGUGGGAGCUGCAAAGUCUUCUUCAAAAGAGCUGUGGAAGGUCAGCACAACUACCUGUGUGCCGGAAGAAAUGACUGUAUCAUUGACAAGAUCAGAAGGAAAAACUGCCCAGCUUGUCGUGUACGGAAGUGUCUCCAGGCUGGGAUGAACCUUGGAGCGCGCAAGUCUAAGAAGUUGAAGCUAAAGGGAGUCACUGAAGACCUGCAGAACUCUAAGGAUGGCCAAACUGCCACAGGUGGCGUUGGAGGCAGUUACCUGACCUCGGAGAAGGAGCUAAAUUCCAGUGCUGCCAAUGCCCUAGUGCCCCGCGGGCCUGGGGUGGUCACACCUUUUCUGUCGCCCUCCAUCUGCAGCGUGUUGGAGCUCAUUGAGCCUGAAGAGGUGUACUCUGGCUAUGACAACACACUGCCUGACACAACUGACCACUUGCUGUCCAGUCUCAACCGCCUGGCUGGAAAGCAGAUGGUACGCAUGGUGAAGUGGGCCAAAGUACUUCCAGGCUUCCGGGGCCUGCCCAUAGAGGACCAAAUCACCCUGAUCCAGUACUCGUGGAUGUGUUUGUCCUCCUUUUGCCUCAGCUGGCGCUCCUACAAACACACAAAUGGACAGAUGCUCUACUUUGCCCCUGACCUCGUCUUUAAUGAGGAUCGAAUGAGACAGUCAGCCAUGUAUGACCUCUGUCUCGGCAUGAGGCAAGUGAGUCAAGAGUUUGUUCGAUUGCAGCUGACGUACGAUGAGUUCCUCUCAAUGAAAGUCCUUCUACUUCUCAGCACAGUUCCCAAAGAGGGUCUGAAGAACCAGGCGGCGUUCGAGGAGAUGAGGGUUAAUUACAUUAAGGAGCUCAGGCGUUCGGUGGGAAAAGCAACCAACAACUCCGGCCAAACCUGGCAGCGCUUCUUUCAGCUCACCAAGCUGCUGGACGCCAUGCAUGAUCUGGUGGGGAAUUUGUUGGACUUCUGUUUCUACACCUUUCGAGAGUCCCAGGCCUUGAAGGUGGAGUUUCCCGAAAUGCUAGUGGAGAUCAUCAGUGACCAGAUACCAAAGGUGGAAUCGGGGCUCACUCACACAAUCUACUUCCACAAGAAGUGAGUUAUCCACACUAGGCGGGACAGAGCGCCGUUGAAAACUGGAACAAAAGGGGAAGAAGUUCAGAGAAGGGAAGAGGCGCAAGGAAGGCCGGAUCCAUUGGCCUGCAACCUAACCGUUCUCGGUAUGCCAGCACGCUCGUUUGGGAUGGAACAUUUCAAUGACGCAAAGGCAAAAAAACCCUAAAAACUAAGUACAGAAACUUGAAAAAUUGAGGGGAGGUGGAUCGUAUUCUGCUGUCAGCAGAGUCUGUCAGAGGCAUGAAGGACUUACGUGAUGACGCAUACUGGAGAAUCCCUGCCCCAAAGACGAUGACGGUGUUUUCUAUGGAGACAAAGCCAUACAUUUCCUAGAAUGCAUUGGAAAACAUGGGUUACAAACACAGUAGAGGGCGGUUAACACUGUAGUUCACAAACACAGAUGCAGCAUUAAACUUAAAAAAAAAACAAAUAAAGGUUUUUUUUUCUUUGCAAAUCUUUACUCCGGUUUAUGCAGUCUCUUAUAAAUGCAGUUGAAGCCAGAAGUUACAUGCAGUUUCUAUAUUUUUUAAAAUCUCUCCAUAAUUACCAAUAAAAUUAUAGAUUUUUUUUAUUUUAUCGUUUUAUAUUUUUUAUUAUUUAAAAGUUGUUGAUCUUUAUGUCAGUUUAAGCAAGUCGCAGCUUCCACGACAUGAUAAAAACCCUUAAAGCUUCUAAAUUGAACUCUAUCAGAGUGAAUAUUUUACUUCUAAAAGCCCCAGUAAAGCAUGGAGGGGAGAGUAUUAUGAUGUGGGCAGGGAGGGCUCUAAACUCCUUUGAUAUUCUUCCAUUCGUCUUAUUUUUUUUUCAAUACAUAAAAAACUUUUGAAGAAUUUUUUUUUUUUUUCUAAACUGCGUGUAAACUCCUGGUUUAAUAAAGCCAAUCAAGGGCUGAGCGAUAAAACGAUAACAAUAUAUAUCACAAUAGAACUUUUUCUUUAUAGAAGAAUAAGUCUAUCGCAAUAGACUUUUAUUUUGAAGGGUCCAUCACCCUGACUGUCACUUCUGUGUAACGUUUAGUUUUGGCUGACGAAGCUGCGAAACAUUUGGCAAUUUUUAACGGGAUCCAGUCAGAACUGAAAGACAAACCCGCUGGACUCAGCAGCAACAGAAAAUUUAAUAAAAAGUGUUGUAUUAGUAUUUAAAUCUAAACAACCUACUGAUGAUUCUACAUUUCUAUUUUGAGCUGCACUUCAAAUUCGACAAAUAUAGUUGGUUUAUAUUGUGAUAUAUAUCGUUAUCGCCCAAAAUGAUUCCAUGUCGUUCAGCCCUAAGCCACUCCUAAGAUUCACAUUGCAGUGUUAGCUAAACAAGUACACGGGAAAGGCCUUCACGAGGACGCACAGGAGUUUUCAAAUGCACGGCAUUAAUUGAAGAUAUCCAAAGGGCUAUCGACAUAAGCUGAUUAAUAUCAAUAAAACCCAACAAGUCUGAAUCUUAGUCUGUAUCUAAACACCCCGGACAUUUACAUGACAAAAAAAACAAACUUUAGGUCAAAAAUAUGUAAUGAAACAAUCAAAUCUAAUAUGCAAAAGUCCAAAGCUUCAGCUGUCUGAUGACUAUGUCUCACCAGUGUUGUCAUGGAGGAACUUUUUGGGUUCCCAAUUGAAACGGAAGUAAUGCAAGAUUUUACCUUUGUGCUGAAAAUAAACAAGAAAACAGAUUAGUGAGAAGUGCUGCGUAAUAGAAAUAAUGCAUUUAUGGGAAAUGAUUUCAAUAAUUGUGUGCUGGUAAUGGAUUUGACUGAGGUGCAUCCAUAAUAAUAGCUGUCAUUUGUGUUAUCACCAGAGCAGCUGUCCAAAUGUCUGUUUUUACUCACAAUGAAGCGAAACCAGCCCUUUGUGAACCAUCACUUAUCUACUCUUCCCAGAAAGAAGAAGAAAGAAAACCUUUUUAAUUUUUUUAUAUAAAGCUGCAUUGCAAACGUUUCAUUUUUGACAAAGCUCGCCAUUCUACAUUAAGGUGCUUCAUUUCUACAAAGCCAGGCAAGACUUUAACAUGUACAGCAACUUGUAGACAGCCUAUACAGAACACUAUAAGGACAUCCCAGUUAAACACACAUACUCUGUAAAUUUGACAUUAUCGAAGAGGAACAUUACUCUGCAGUGCUUACGACAAACGUGUACAGUGGAUCGCUUCUUACACACACCCUAUACAGCUGUUGUACAGAUGAUGUUUUGAGGUACCGAAUGCUUGAUGAAGAACAGAUAUUAUGUUGAUGUGGUCACGUUUCCUAACUUGCUUUGUCAGUUUUAUUCUUUUUUUGGCCAAGUUUUUGAGUUUAACUGGCCUAGUCUUCUGGACCAUUACCUUUUCUUACACCCAACUGGUUUCUGAAUGGUUGCGAUAAGCUAACAUGAUGCUACUGAGAGGGAAACGAGUGUGCAGAGAGGAGGAGAGGUGUGAUUAAUAUUCGUUGUGAAUGUGUGUGUUUUUUUUUUCUAUCCUGGCAAGCAUGUGAACAGUUCAUCUGCUCUUUCAGCGUGGGGAUUCUGCAUAGACGCUUUAGGUUUUAGCCAUAUCCUCUUCCCACUUUUAGAUUUUGCACAGAGGAGAAACAAUGUGAAAACAAGCCAUUAGUGCAGCUAGCAGAAGUUCUCUGUUCCUUUUAAGCGACUGUGAUCUCUUUUUCUUUUCGGGGGGGUUGCUAAUGCAUGGUCGCCCAGCCUAAAGUUAGACAGCAGCGUGUUCUUGUGGCCUGAGCUCUCCCAAUACUGCAGCAGAAUCGGUCUAGUCUCUGUUUGGGACGGCUCACUUAGAGGGCUGCACAAAUAUUUAGAAGCUUUAGAAAAAAAAUUGCUUGUUUGUUACCAAAAAAAAAAUGGCGGGUGUAGGAGAUAUUAACUUGUCAUCCUAAAACAAAAAAAUCAUUUUUUGGGACGAGCAUUAAGCCUUUUAGCAGUCUAGUUCUAAAUGUUAGGAAGCUCUCUAAAACAGCAUCACUACUCUUUGUCAUUACAAUAUCAUCCUUAAAAAGUCACUCAUUCACACCAUUGCAAUAAUUUUCCCAUCAGAAAAGUCUCAUUUUUAUUUUUAUUUUUUUUUAUUUUAAAGAAAAUCUGUCGGUUCAUAGGAUGAGUGGGAAAGUAUUUUUGAGAGAAUUAUAUUUUGCUGGAAAACAAUAUUUAAGUACUUUGUCUAUAAAUGAUAUCCUUUUUGUAAAAUUAAAUAUAUUGCAUGCUUUUGAUGAGAUGUUUACAUUGUAUUUAAAAAAAGGGAAAUUUGUGCCUUUUUAUCUCACCUGAUUUACAAUUUUACAGUAUAUAUAUAUUGUAAAUAAUACAAUAAAGCAAGUCUUUAUGUUGA